AGUAUGAACAAUAUGCAUGAUCUUCUUGAAAUAAUAUAAAAUUCUGUCAUUUAUCUCAUUCGAAUGCGAUGAGCGACAACGUAAAGGAGCAAUAAGCGCCCAAAUACUGAAAUAGGUAAUAUUAUGUGAUCAUUAUUUGGAAAAAUGAAAAAGGUUUUACUUUGGCUAUUGAUCUUCGUCUGUCAUUCUCAUCAGAUGCCACAGCUCGACGUAGACGUAUUUACUACAACAGAGACGACCGAUACUACCACCGAAAAUACCAUCGAAAACACCAAGAACUUUUCACGAGUUACCGAAGAAACCAGAAGUUUGGAAAAAAUUUCACGAGUUACCGAAGAGACCAAAAGUUUUGAAAAAAUUUCACUAGUUACCGAAGCCACUGCGGUUUCAGUUCAAACGUCCGUUAACUUUUCGUCGUACAAACCGAGUGUGGUUUUCGAAGACUUCAAGCCCAGCAAUUAUUAUAGGCCCGACGGUAAUCCUAUAUUCGAAAGGCCUAGUCCACAAUUCACGCACGAAAUUUUCCAUAAACCCGAAUACUUCGCAAGACCCAAUAAACAGACGUACCAAUUACCACCGAAAUCUAGCGAAAGUAAUGUAGUUUUCCCCCAAGCUUCUCAAGAACAUUAUUCCCAAUAUUCACAUCCCGACAAUCGAUCAAACGGACCGGAGUCCAGGGGCCCGCAUACGUUCGCCGAAGUCUCACCUCAACCGCAGUCCAAGCCGAUGAAACACGAUUUCGGCGGGGCACAGCAUGCCAGCGCUUACGACAACUUCUACGAAAGGCAUUUCGGCAAAUACCAUGUGAACGAGAUGUCACAAUAUUCGGACAUAAUGCACGGACCGCCAAAAGUUUAUCACAGCGUCACGUCUCAUAAAAAAGACCCUUGGAAGAGCAUGCUCAAGGUGUUGGCCACUAUCCUGCCGGUUGGUCUGUUGCUCGCUUCUUUUCCGCCGACCGUUAUCAAAGUGGAUUCCAAGCAAUACCCCUACCAGUUCCAAAAGAAUUCGACAACAUUCAGUCCAAAUAUUAUUACUGGUAGGUAUAAGGCAUUAAGAGAGAUGAGCCCGGGAUCAAAAAUUGACGGAGAAGACAAAUCGCCUGGAUAUUUAAACGAUUGUUUAAAAAAGAAAAUAUGCGAAACCCUAAAGAGUAACUAUUCGCAUAGUGAACUGGAAACUCUGCAUCAAAACUAUAAGUUAAAUUGGACCGCGGACAAUAGCCCGGCGAUGGUGGAAAUCGCAAACACAGCCGCGUCCGCAGACCCGGAAUCGUGUCAAGUAUUCGUUUGCAGUGAUUGAACAGGCUGGGCGUCGCUGUUGUGCUGUACAUAUUAUAUAGUAUAUACAUAUAAUAUUAUUAUAUAUAGGUAGUACUGUCUGCAAUAAUAAUAAUAAUAAUAUAAUAUACCUGGUAGCUUGUAUGUAUAUAGGUACAUUUUUUGUAAUAUCAACACGAUAACCACAAUUUUUAUAUGUAUACCGUUCGGACCGCGAGAAUUCCAUUAAUGCACGGAAUGCAGACACGUUUUAAUGGCUGGUUAUCGGAAGUUGACUUGGCCCUGGGCGAACUUUCGUUCCACGGUAACCAUAAAUAAAUAAUAAUAAAAAAUUUAAUCUGCUGGAUGAAUUUCGUCUAAGAAUGUGGUUGAUGACACAUUCUCAUACAUAACGGAUAUCGCUUUCUUUUGUGGCUUUUGACGCGAUCCUCGAUCAUAGUCAGAAGAACAGGCAUCACAUAACAUAUAGGCACACUUUUGAUGCGAUUUAUAUUAUACGCAUAUGCGUAUAUUAUAGUAAUACAUAUUUUAAAAACGGUAGAUACCUACGUUCAAUGUUUUCUAUUACAAAACUCAAACCUAAUGGAAAUUCGAAAAUCGUGGUUUUUCUCGCAAUAUAUUAUAUUAUACCAUUUGGCCCAAAAAUGGAUAAAUUAUUUGCAUUUUAGUGUUGUAUUAUGUAAAUAUAUAUUAUUAAACGUUAUUAUAUAUUAUACUAUUUAUACUUAUA
This is a messenger RNA of Aphis gossypii (cotton aphid), 2010 nucleotides long. RefSeq lists its product as uncharacterized. The transcript is spliced from 4 exons. Bases 145 to 1302 code for a protein of 385 amino acids. Lineage: Eukaryota; Metazoa; Arthropoda; Insecta; Hemiptera; Aphididae. The record is from RefSeq and is a predicted model, not a curated record.